Messenger RNA from Rotaria sp. Silwood2, 3202 nucleotides. The record is from the annotation of a GenBank genome assembly. NCBI's taxonomy places the organism in Eukaryota, Metazoa, Rotifera, Eurotatoria, Philodinida, Philodinidae.
AUGGCCACUGUGGGAGGAGAAGAAGCGAUAGCACAACGCAUUUUACGCGUUACUGACGUUGUAGAGGAACCGCUGGAAUUUCUUGCACCCAUUAGUGGUUACGGGAAAGAGUCUCUUGUUACACUUGAAGAAGCAGUCAAACCACUAGUUCCAAUUUUACCAGAAAUUCAGAGUCACGCUUAUGUCGCCAAACAAAGAUGUAAGAAACCUGCCGAUGAAUUGACACAAGAUGAAUCGGCCUCAAUUAUGCUUUACACGAUGGGAUGGGAUCCACUUGACGAGUGCCUCUACAUGGCCUUGAAUAAUACAUUACGAGCACGGAAUCGGCAAGAAAAACUCAAACCGUGGUAUCUUUAUUUGAGACUUUUUCUAAAUGCACUUCUCCGUCUUCCACUACGAUCUACAACUUCAUACAGAGGUGUUAAAUUAGAUCUAAGCAAACGCUACAUUGAAGGAGAAACAAUUGUCUGGUGGGCUUUCUCAUCUUGUACAACAUCUAUUGGUGUAUUAAAAUCAGAACUAUUUAUGGGAAAUACAGGCGCCAGAACAAUGUUUACCUUACAAUGUAAAUCAGCUAGGGACAUUAGCAAGCAUUCGUAUUAUGCAGCUGAAGACGAAGUACUGCUUAUGGCUGCAACUCAAUUUAAAGUAAUCAGUUCCCUUGAUCAAGGUGAUCUUCACAUUAUUCAACUAGAGGAAACUCUUCCACCGUUUUCACUCUUACAACCAGUACCAGUUGUUGUUCCAUCACCAAUCAAUCCAACUUCUCUCAUUCCACCCAAAGUGGAAAAUUCGAAACGAGUGAACGAUCAGUCAUGUGUUAUCGGUCAAGAUACUCAGAUCUCAUGGAAGUUCAGUGGCAUCGAGAAACCACGAGUGACAUGGUUCUUCAAUAGUCAACCACUUCCAACCAACGAUCGCUUUCAAGUGGCUGAGUCUGAUGAUGGAACAUCGACCCUAUCGAUUCGUCAAGUUGAACUUGCCGAUCAAGGUGUUUAUACUGCUCGAGCAACCAAUGCUAUUGGGGAAGCUGAAGCUAAAACAACAUUGAACAUUGCUUGCAUCAAACCUGUCAUCAAUACCAAUCUCAAUGUUGCACUGCAAGUCACAAAAGGCGAAACCAUGACACUCAAAAUCGGCGUCAAUGGAACACCGAAACCUGACAUUGUCUGGAUGAGGGACAACGAUGAACUCACACCCAACAUUCAUAUUCAAGUGACAACACCGACUGGUGAUGAUGAUACAUAUACACUGACCAUCUUGAAUAUACAACCAGAAGACCAAGGAGAUUAUUCAGCCAAGAUUUCCAAUGUUGGUGAAUCACUCAAAUCCAAUAAGUGCAAAGUCACUGUUUCGAAAUCGCCAGUGUUUGUUGUCAAGCCGACAACACAAAAAGUGAAACAAGGUGUGACAGCAAUAUUCGUAACGAAGGUUGAUGGAUAUCCAACACCGACUAUUACAUGGGUGCUCAAUAGAAAACCAUUGACAGCGGAAGAAGGUUCGCAAGUGCAGUUCAAUACUGUGACUGGUGAAGCCAAGUUGUCCAUUUCGAACGUCGAUCUGCAACAACAUGCAGGUUCGAUUACUUGUCGUCUCGAGAAUUCUCAUGGCUAUCAAGAAGAAACUGUUCAACUUGCUGUUCUUGUUGCACCAAUAAUCACUGCACAGUUGCCCAACGAGCAAGAAAUUGUGAGUGGACGAGAUGUCACAUUGAAAGUGGUCGUGCGAGGAUCACCACAGCCAUCUGCUCAAUGGUUCUUCAAAGAUAGACCCAUUGGAACGGACAAUGCAUCAAUAGACGAGGAGAAGGGUGAAUAUCAGUUGCUGAUCAAACAGACAACAGUGGUACAGAAUGAAGGAACCUAUCGAGUCGUGUUGAAGAACGAAGUUGACGAAGUACAAUCGACUCCAUGCCUACUUACAGUACUGGAGCCAGUAAAAUUGACAAGAGUGAAACCAACAUCAAAUGUCAUUGACUUGGAAGAAGGCAAAGCAUUCGACAUCACCAUGGACGUGAGUGGCAAGGAAAGACCGGAAGUUCAACUGACAAAAGACGACAAAGCAAUAAAGUUUACAAGUGUGGAAACAACGCGAUACACAUUCUCAGUGGCCAGCGUAAAGCGAGAACAUCAAGGUGUGUACAAGGUGAUAGCAAAGAAUAAGACGUCAACUGAAGAGAUGACUAUCACCCUCGAUGUUAUUGGUGAGUUUGCUUGCAUUUCAAAAAGAAAUUUUACAGCAUUCCCAUUCUGUACAUUCUCAUGAAAUGGAAACUUCUUAAUUGUCUUUAGCUGCCAUUGCGUAGUUAGAUCGAGGAUUAUUCUUGUCAUACGCAUGACAAAUUUCAGCUGCAGUGUAAAAUCGAGCAAAACUCUGCAACUGCUAUCUGUCUUAUUCAUAUUUGCGCAUAUGACAUUUUUCCUAAAGUUUAUUAUUCGUUAGUUAUAUUUGAUUAACAUAACUGAUACAAUGAUAUUUUAAAGAUUCGUCUAAAUAUGAUGCAGUUUGAUAAUGCGUCUUUCCAUUGUUUUGUAAAGCUCAAGUUUUCUCUAACGAUGGAAGGUUUAGCACUGCUAGCAAAGAAAAUUAGACAUAUUCAGGUCACAUUGAAGCUCUCAAUUCCAAACUAAUAAAUUUAAAAUAUGAGUUACCCAUGGUAUGAAUUGAACGAGAUAAUGAUUUUAUUAAGUAUUUACAGUAUGCGUAACAUUUUCACAAGUUAAACUUUUAGCAGUAUUUUUUUUGUGUCGGUUGAAUGAGAUUUCAGUGUCGAUUUGGAUUAAUCUUCUCUCCACCGACAUCUCAUACCUACAUCAACACCCGACUUGUGACAUCGCCAAAUAAUCCCGAAACAUUUUCUACUUUCAAGAAUGAGAGACGUUUUUUGAAAAUUCUCAUAGAUCUUUGGAGAUAAAUCAUACCGAUAUCAAAGCUCUAGAAACCAUGUUUUUAUACUUGAAUAUCUUGUUAUCCUUGGAUUUCCGAAGAUGAAUCAGUCGUAAGCAGUGUUUCCAAUGGCAAGUGUACCAAGCAGAAACAAAAUGUACGGAGCAUCUGCUACUUUUGAUUUACACUCUGUUGUACAGGGUGGUAAAUAAUAUUAUUCCAGGGGGGUAACACUAUGAUCUCGAAUCGGAGAUAUCAUGAAUUUUAUACCAAAUGAAAGCUCGUGAAAAAUGGGGUUUAGUGAUAGUAAAUAGUA